AUGGCUGUUCAAGUUCUCAUUCCGCAAAAUUGCCUCAGUAACUCUUUAACCUCACGAAAAGCAUCACUCCCUCCUUUGUUGAAAUAUGAACCUAAACCCAAUUCUAGCCCUAGGAGUAAGCCUGAUAACCAUAAGCCGAAUAGCCUUAACUCUAACCAGGCCAUCCGUGCUCAGCCUAACUGUCAAAAGCAGCGAAAGCGAGGCCGGUUACAUAACAGCAGCUCUCCACCGGCCAGCUCCGCUGUCCAGAAACCAACUGUGGCCAAUAACCAGCUGAUCUACGGUCAGGUCAAAAUCCUCAAGCGCUGCGGCGAGAAAUUGAUCGAACCCGCAGCACAGCAUCAGCCAACACCCACUCCUAAAGAAAAUCGCCUUUCACCAAAGAACGUUCAAGGACACUGGUUCUAUGCCGGGUCGUGCACCUCUAUUACCUCCCCGCCUCCAAGUUCGCUUCCUAUGCCAUCGUUUCUUUCAAAGAAUACAGUAGUUUCAAACACCGAGGAUGUUCAAGAAAUUACUAUAGCGUGA
Molecule: messenger RNA, 528 nt
Organism: Argentina anserina (silverweed cinquefoil)
Lineage: Eukaryota; Viridiplantae; Streptophyta; Magnoliopsida; Rosales; Rosaceae
Exons: 1
Coding region: 1-528 (175 amino acids)
Source: RefSeq, a predicted model, not a curated record